This is a messenger RNA of Colossoma macropomum (tambaqui), 5483 nucleotides long. RefSeq lists its product as uncharacterized. The transcript is spliced from 14 exons. The record is from RefSeq and is a predicted model, not a curated record. The coding region runs from base 597 to 4970 and encodes 1457 amino acids. NCBI's taxonomy places the organism in Eukaryota, Metazoa, Chordata, Actinopteri, Characiformes, Serrasalmidae.
ACCAAUCACCAUCAAAGACGAAAAAGGAACGAAAAUGGACGACGCGAAUCGCAGCGCUCCGUUUCCUUUUUCACAGCAGCUGCGGCCACUCAUUUCACGGACGAAAAUGGACAACAGCCAACCACAGCCAAGCGGGGAGCGGGGGAGCUGAAACCGGAAGAUGCGUGGCCCCUGGCCCGGGAAAUUUAAAGAGCUGGCUGUCUGAAAAAUAUGAGAGAGUUUAUUUGUUUACGUUAUGUAAUGUUUUUAAUUCUGAUGUACAUUCGAAAUAAAGUUAGCGAAUUAAAGUUUAGUUUUUAAUCGAAUUAAAACGUCUCCCGCUCGUACGAUACUGAGCUAAUAGCGAAUUAAAACCUCUCCCGCUCGUACGAUAUAAAUUUAAUCCAAUGAAAUGGCUUCCCUCCAAAUCUUUAUUCAGUAUAUAAAUACUGUAAAUACUGUAAUUUCCAUUGCCGAAGUCCGUCACCUAUCGAGAAAGAAGAAGAAGAAGAAGAAAAAGAAGAGACUGCUCUCACACCUCAAAAACUCAAAUCACUCUUUAGAGGAUACAGGAGUCUGUCACUGUCACCGCAGUAGUCUGUUACUGUUAGUGAAAGAUGACUUCUAAAAGUCACAAAGCUAUGGGGGAUGACGAGUGGAUGUCACGCCUAAAGAGGUUUGCUGCUUCUGGGAUCUGGCCCUCUGACGCAGGCAACCGGCCCGCACCCAGACAAAAGAAGUGGUAUGACCUCUAUCAGAAGAUAGAGAAGUGUCCACUGCAGUCCCGUGGACAAACCACUUUGUUUCGCGGGUAUCGGAGUUGCAACUGUGGAUUUCAUAUUAUCAGGGCCCCUAGUCAUCCUGUGACUUCAGUCACAACCACAGCCUCCCCCUCUUCCCCAGUACAGAGCCCUCGCCAACCUGCACUAACUUUGUCUAUGUUUGAUAGGCAACGUUUUGGUGGGACACACAGUGCUGUGGCCAAACCUAAUUUGGUCUCUCGUAAGCCAUGCCAGCCACUACCCUGCCCUGCCGUCACCUCAAGCAGCGCCAGCACUGGCAGUACAUCCAUCUACACUGUCAUCCCUUCCAGUCCUGAUGAGACCUACACCAUCACUCCUGGCACCCCUCGCACCCCUAGUCCUGGUGAGGUAUCUGUUAGGACCACCACUUCAGGUAGCCCUAGUCCUUCUGAGGCUGCUUUGAGGACCACUACUGCAGGCUGUAUUAGUCCUGCACAGACACCCACCACCAUGUCUACGGUUGUUGCCAGCUCUGUUGGUGAGGAUCUGGCUGGUCCUGCUUCUGCUUCAUUUUGGCUUCCUGUUGAGAUGAAGAACUCGAUUCCAGUGCAGGAUCAACGAUGGAUUGCCUCUGCCCUCUACCAUGCCGGAAAGCUGCGCCCCGACUUAAAGCUGUGGUAUGAGCCUCCCGUGCCAUUGCACAUCUACCAUCAGGCUCCAACACCAGAUCGCUUUUUCACCCACCGGCUCAUGGUGUGGAUGCCCUACCACCAGUGGAAAGUUAGGGUGUUCUGUCCAACCUGUGGCAAGCAGCUGACUGGCUAUGGUGUACAUAAGAGAGUGCGCAAAGUCCUGGACAUUGAUACCUUCUAUCUGCUGGUGACAGAGAUCCUCAGGUGUACUCUGUGUCGCCUGACGUUUUUGUCUACCAGUCAGACAGUCCGGGACCAGCUAGACUUACCCCAUCAAAAGAUGUUCCGUCUCAUCCUGACACAGAAGUAUGCAUGUGACAUCCGCGUUAUUCGUCUGCUUCGGGACCGGACUCUGGGUAACAGCCCUACCCGACUGGUGAAGCAGUUAAAGGAGAACCACGGUGAGGAAUGGUUGAACCGGCUGGCCCACUACUUGGAGGAGUGUGCAAGCUUUGUGAACCGCCCCAGCCUUUUCCCAGUGGCCUGCCAGGAACCCCCUGAACCAAUAGAUGUGCCCACCAGUCGCUGGCUCCUGUCUGUGUAUGGCAGAGACAUCAUCAGCCGGAUGGAUCACAUCAAGGCCACCAUCACAUCCACCUUUGGGUCCAUUUUAAAGAUGGACUCAACUAAAAAGAUCACAAAGAAGUUGGCUGGCAUAGGCAGGGGGACGGCAUUCUGGCUGACCUCUGUGGGCAACGAGAUUGGUCAAAUCCUCAUCAGUGUUCUCACUGCUGAGGAGGGUGCAGGUCUGAACCUGAUGACAUCUGACCUGAUGAAGAGAUACAGCCAGGCUGGCGUGGCUCCUCCUAAGGUCCUGUAUGUGGAUUCCCACUGCUGCGUGGAGGAGGGACUCAGCAAGCUGCAGCAACGGUUUGCGCAGUGGCCCAACCUCCAAAUUAGGCUGGACAUCUGGCACUUUAUGCGGAGGAUGUCUGCAGGGUGCACCACAGACGCCCAUGCGUUGUAUCCCACCUUUAUGGCUGGCCUGUCAUCUUGUAUUUUUGAGUGGGAUCCAGAAGAUGUGGCUUUACUGCGCCGGGCAGUCCGUGAGCAGCUCAGACAGGAGGGUGUGUCGUUUAUUAGUGAUGCCUUGGUGGACAAGCGCAUUACUAAGAAUGACCUGGCUUUCCACUGUCGACGGAGAACUCGUGGAGAGCAGACCACCAUCCAGCUAAUUGACCGUCUGCUCCACGAGCUCUUAGGAGACAAGGGCAGAGACCUAAUGGGUAUCCCUCUGCUUGACAAGGUGAGGAUGGAGUACAUCUGGCGUGUUCAGAAACGACACAUUAGGUGUAUUCAGGAUGUGCCAGGGAUACCUCUAUACACAGAAACAGGCACUACCACCAAGGGGGGCAUUGUGCUUACAAGGUACAGAUGUGCCAGGGGGUCCACAUCACUGGAGUCAUUUCACUGCCAUCUGCAGAGAUUUAUUCCAGGAACCACUGCAAACAGCUUAAAUUUUCAGCUGUACCUCCUGGAAGGUCUCAGCAGGUGGAAUCAGGACAGAGCAGCUGCAUCCGUGGCUAGCCAGCCAGCCUCUCUGAUGACCUAUGCGGGGGAUGUCCUUCACUGUGUGAACACCAACAGCCUGAAGGUUUUUGGCAGGAAAUACGUCUCAUCUUUUCAACCCCCUGCAAAGUACACUGGAGAGCUGAUUGGUGUGGACUAUCUGCUAAGACAGACAGGACUGCCCCUGCAAGACGUCAAUCCGGACUCAGAGGAGACUGAGGGCUUACUGGAGGACCUGGCAGAGGAAGACGAACAAGAAGAUGAAGGGUUUGAGGAGGACCAUUCAUUGGAUCUGACGUUCCCAAGUCUUGACUCGUCAACCUCUGCUCAGCCAGGAAUGCCAUGUGUCCAGCCUGCACUGCUGCCCUCUGCCCAGCCUGGAUUGCCCCCUGUCCAGCCUGCACCAUCGCCCUGUGUCCAGCCUGCACUGCUGCCCUCUGCCCAGCCUGGAUUGCCCCCUGUCCAGCCUGCACCAUCGCCCUGUGUCCAGCCUGCACUGCUGCCCUCUGCCCAGCCUGGAUUGCCCCCUGUCCAGCCUGCACCAUCGCCCUGUGUCCAGCCUGCACUGCUGCCCUCUGCCCAGCCUGGAAUGCCCUCUGUCCAGCCUGAGGCCACCAUCACCCUUCCUGUUAGUGUCUCAGGUGACCCACAGCAGGUCCCUGAAGAGCAUUUGCCUGCACUUCUGCCCUCUGUCCAGCCUGCACUUCUGCCCUCUGUCCAGUCUGCACUGCUGCCCUCUGUCCAGCCUGCACUGCUGCCCUCUGCCCAGCCUGGAUUGCCCCCUGUCCAGCCUGCACCAUCGCCCUGUGUCCAGCCUGCACUGCUGCCCUCUGCCCAGCCUGGAAUGCCCUCUGUCCAGCCUGAGGCCACCAUCACCCUUCCUGUUAGUGUCUCAGGUGACCCACAGCAGGUCCCUGAAGAGCAUUUGGCAGUGGAUGAGCAUGGCAUGCCAGGUAUGGAUCGGGUAGACAGCUUGGCAGAGUAUCUGGUGGAGCUCAGGACACAAACAUCUCUGACCCUCAGCAGACAGCAGGCAAGCACCAUUGUGGCCCUGUGGCAGAACAUGCUUGAUUACGACAAGCAGCGGGUGGUGUUUGCUGCCAGGCACCAAGAUAAGCUGACAACUGGGAGAUUCCGGUCACCUAAAAAGAGGGCUGAAUUUACUCCUGGGAUGGACAGCUUGAAGAGAAGCGCCCUUACCACCACUGCUCCGCUGGCACAGUGGCCGGAUUGCUGCCGUCUUGUUGAGGCCAUUUUUGUAAGGCUUUGUGGCCUCCACAAGAGUCCAAAAAAACAAGGGCGGACCACUCUCACAAGAUGGUCACUGAUUCUUCAGGACUACCGCAAAAUACGGCAGCUUAUCUUAGGCAACGGCACCAUAAUGCAGGAAACAUCAAUACAGCUGGUGGAAGUUAACCAAACAACACUGAACCAGUGGCACAACCGCAGGGUGAAAAAGCAAGACAAUGCCCUUGUGUUGCAGGGCAUUGACCUUCCCAGUCGGGUCCCGGUGGCUGCUGAGACUCUCCUGGCAGCAAAUGUGCGUCCUGCUGUCACUCCACAGGUACCUGGUGAGCCACACACUUAUCACCUACCUGACAACACAACGGGACAGGCAGUAACUAAGAAGAUGGCAACUGAUGCAGUUGCGGCUGCCCCAGCAGCUGUUAGACCCAAGGUGGCGUCAAAGAGGCAGCUUUUUCCAAAGCCUCCAACCCCAGGGCCUCCUCAGUUCUUGCCGUCAUCUUCCAUGCCUCCUGUCCUCUUUGGUACCCCACAAACCCAUGUAAUUACUUUUAUUCCGCUUCCUGGUCAGCAGUAUCCCCUUACCCAAGCCAGUGUUUCUAAAGCAUCGCCUGCCACCACUUCUACCGCAUCUGCUCGCCGAAAACCCUACCAAAAGAAAGUCCUCACAAACACCUGCAGGAAAUGUGGCCAGUACAGGACUGCUGGGACAGGGCACAGCCAGUAUAAAGGGACAAUCUAUUGCCCCUCGACAGAGGCGCUCUCGAAGGAGGAAUGGCUGGAGCAGAUGAGACGGAAGUAGUUACUGUUUUAUGUUGCUUGCACUUCAUUUUAGCACCCACACUUUUAUAGCUAUAAUAAUAUAUUCUGAUAUUAUAUUAUAAUUAUGCUAUUAUAUAUAUUUGCUUUAAUUGUCUAUGGUAUAUUAUUAUUAUUAUUAUUAUUAUUAUUAUUAUUAUUUAUUCUAUAGUUGAUUGCACUCAUUGCUUUUAAUACAUAUAUAACAUUUUAACAUAUCUGUCUUUUAAAUAUCUGACUUGUCUAGAUAUUUUAAGAUAAUAUUACAUUGUAAUCAUGCUAUGUUAUUAUAGUAUUUGUUCUAUAAUUGAUUGCACUGUUUUAUAGCACUUACUGAUUUAUAGUUAUAAUAAUAGUAUAGUAUAUCUUUAUUUUAUAGAAUUAAUUAUUAUAUUAAUAAUUAAUUCCAUAUUGUAUUACUUUUUGGGUAUUCAUCAGUAUCAGUAUUAAGCAUUUUUCAUUCUCUAAGUGAUUGCUUUCACUGUUUCAUGGUUAUUAUAUUAUAUUAUAUUAAUUA